Messenger RNA from Rodentolepis nana, 540 nucleotides. NCBI's taxonomy places the organism in Eukaryota, Metazoa, Platyhelminthes, Cestoda, Cyclophyllidea, Hymenolepididae. The record is from the annotation of a GenBank genome assembly.
AUGGGUGAGACUGAUGGGCCUAAGCAGGCGUUUGAGUUUUUAUUCUACGAAGUGAUCAAAUAUUUCACAAACCAAACUAAAACCCUUUCUGACGGUCACGCAACGGCCAUGAAUUUGAUUGAAAAUAUGGGUUAUCGAAUAGGACAGCGUUACAUUGAAAAAUUGACGAGAAAUUCGCCUAGAUUUACCUCUGAGAUUGAUAUCGUUAAGUAUAUUUGUCGUACUUAUUGGCUACACUUAUUCUAUAAACCUGUCGAUUCUUUGAAAACAAAUAAUGCCGAUGUAUAUGUUCUUCUUGAUUCUGCCUUUUCAUCCCUCACUCGAAUUGAUCCAAGUCAACAGUACAACUCAAAUGUGGAAAUGAUUUUGGCUUUCGCUUGCGGUCUACUAAGAGGAGCUCUUACGAGUCUUGGUGUUAAUUGCAUAGUGAAUGCUGAAAUACUGCAGAUUCCCGCUUGUAAAUUCGUUCUUUUUUGCAUAAUCUGGAAUUCUUUCCAUAGGCCAAUUUACCAUACGUGUUUCACCGAAACCCAAAUUUAA